Molecule: messenger RNA, 267 nt
Organism: Cooperia oncophora
Lineage: Eukaryota; Metazoa; Nematoda; Chromadorea; Rhabditida; Trichostrongylidae
Source: the annotation of a GenBank genome assembly
AUGUUCAAGCUUCUCGAAGAUCCGGUAUUCACUCAGCUGCGGACUGUUGAACAAUUAGGGUACACGGCUGAAAUUGUGAAAAGGCAGAAUGCAGGGACGAAUGCUCUACAGCUUCGUGUGCAAGGUACUCACAGUCCAGAUCACGUUCACGGAAGAAUAGAGGCAUUCCUCGAGAAGAUGGAAGUGAGUUUUGUUACUACCAAUGGUUGUUAUUGCCGAACCUUGGAAGUUGCUCACAUGGAAGACAGAAUCGGUACACUACGGUAG